This is a messenger RNA of Dama dama (fallow deer), 2245 nucleotides long. It is a transcript of the gene USP14, whose product is annotated as ubiquitin specific peptidase 14. The transcript has 16 exons. NCBI's taxonomy places the organism in Eukaryota, Metazoa, Chordata, Mammalia, Artiodactyla, Cervidae. Gene Ontology annotation, biological process: proteasome-mediated ubiquitin-dependent protein catabolic process; protein deubiquitination; regulation of proteasomal protein catabolic process. The record is from RefSeq and is a predicted model, not a curated record. The coding region runs from base 140 to 1624 and encodes 494 amino acids. Gene Ontology annotation, molecular function: proteasome binding; cysteine-type deubiquitinase activity; protein binding.
CGCCCCGUGUCUGCCGCAACCACCACCGCCACCGCCGCGCCUCCGCCUCGGCCGCCACCGCAGGUCCUUCGCGGCCCCUUCCCUUCGUCGUCCUUGCCAGGCCCGGCCUUCCCGCGCCGCCGCGCCCCCGCGCCCCGCCAUGCCGCUCUACUCCGUUACUGUGAAAUGGGGAAAGGAGAAAUUUGAAGGUGUAGAACUGAAUACUGAUGAACCUCCAAUGGUGUUCAAGGCUCAGCUUUUUGCACUGACUGGAGUCCAGCCGGCCAGACAGAAAGUUAUGGUGAAAGGAGGAACACUGAAGGACGAUGAUUGGGGGAACAUCAAAAUGAAAAAUGGAAUGACUGUACUAAUGAUGGGGUCAGCAGAUGCUCUUCCUGAGGAACCCUCAGCUAAAACUGUCUUUGUAGAAGACAUGACAGAAGAACAGUUAGCAUCGGCUAUGGAAUUACCAUGUGGAUUGACAAACCUUGGUAAUACUUGUUACAUGAAUGCUACAGUUCAGUGUAUUCGUUCUGUGCCUGAACUCAAAGAUGCCCUUAAAAGGUAUGCAGGCGCCUUGAGAGCUUCAGGAGAAAUGGCGUCGGCACAGUAUAUUACUGCAGCCCUUAGAGAUUUGUUUGAUUCCAUGGAUAAAACUUCUUCUAGUAUUCCACCAAUUAUUCUACUGCAGUUUUUGCACAUGGCUUUUCCACAGUUUGCAGAGAAGGGCGAACAAGGACAGUAUCUUCAGCAGGAUGCUAAUGAGUGUUGGGUACAAAUGAUGCGAGUAUUACAGCAGAAAUUGGAAGCUAUAGAAGAUGAUACUGUUAAAGAGACAGAUUCUUCAUCUGCAUCAGCAGUGACACCUUCUAAAAAGAAAAGUUUAAUUGAUCAGUUCUUUGGAGUUGAAUUUGAGACAACCAUGAAAUGUACAGAAUCUGAGGAAGAAGAAGUCACUAAAGGAAAGGAAAGUCAGCUGCAGCUUAGCUGUUUCAUCAAUCAAGAAGUCAAGUAUCUUUUUACAGGACUUAAGUUGCGACUUCAGGAAGAAAUCACCAAACAGUCUCCAACAUUGCAAAGAAAUGCUUUGUACAUCAAAUCGUCCAAGAUCAGCCGGUUACCUGCUUACUUAACUAUUCAGAUGGUUCGAUUUUUUUACAAAGAGAAGGAAUCUGUGAAUGCUAAAGUUCUUAAGGAUGUGAAAUUUCCUCUUAUGUUGGAUGUGUAUGAACUAUGUACACCAGAACUUCAAGAGAAAAUGGUUUCUUUUCGAUCAAAAUUCAAGGAUCUAGAGGAUAAAAAAGUAAAUCAGCAGCCAAAGACAGGUGACAAAAACAGUAGUCCUCAAAAAGAAGUUAAGUAUGAACCCUUUUCUUUUGCUGAUGACAUUGGCUCCAAUAAUUGCGGAUACUAUGAUUUACAAGCAGUGCUAACGCAUCAGGGAAGGUCUAGCUCUUCAGGCCAUUAUGUCUCGUGGGUGAGAAGGAAACAAGAUGAGUGGAUCAAGUUCGAUGACGAUAAGGUCAGCAUCGUGACGCCAGAGGACAUCCUACGACUCUCUGGCGGUGGUGACUGGCACAUAGCUUAUGUUCUCCUCUAUGGGCCUCGCAGAGUGGAGAUCAUGGAAGAGGAAAGAGAACAGUAAUCUUCAUUUUAGCUAUUUAUGCUUAGGUGUGAAAUAAAUGUUAUUUGUUGAUCAUUUCUAUAACCCAGAGCUUUGGAGGAAGAUGUUUAGGUGGUUUUAUGUGUCUCCCCUCAUGUGGAACAAGAGAGGGCAGAAGCAGACCACUCUGUGUUACCGACCUAAGAAAUUACAGAAAAGAGAACAGAAAAGAAAAAUUGCCUUUGGACUGUGCUGCCCUGUGUAAAGGUGGCAGGAAGAAUUUUUUAAAAAGCUUAUUGCUUGGAUUGAUUUUUAAAAAUUAUGAGUUGAAAUGCCUUUCAACCAUUACUACCUUCUGUGAUAAUUUUUCUCCCUGUCUUUUUCAGCCCAAGAUUCAGCAAUCAGAUGUUUAUUGCACACCUAUUACUCUAUUAUUUGUUGUUCUUGCAUGGUUCAAACCACCAGUGAUUCAGUAGCUGCCCAUCCUUUGCCUUAUCUAACACAAAUGUUGCCAGGAAGGUGGAAAGGAAGUAAGUUUGAUCUCAUUGUGUAACUCAGUGCUGCAUCCCCACCCUCAUGGAAACAUGGGUACAAUCAAGUAUUUGUCCAGCCUGACUGUUGCUGGCUUUUCAUGACUUUAAAAUAAAUUGUGAUCAAAUAAUA